ACUGUUCCAUCUUUUGGCGUUGCCCCAAAACUUUACUCUGUCACCUCCUUUCCCUCUCCUUUCACUCGCGAGAAAAACCCUGAUUCUUCGAGCUCAUUCUUCAAGCUCCUUCCUUCUUCUCUCACCGGUGACUUCCUCCGAUUUCUCACGGUGACCCUCGAGCCUCGGCAAUCCCUUCCGAUUUCUCACGGUAACCCUCGGGCCUCGGCGAUUCCUUCCGACUCCUCUACCGGCGCUACCAGACGGCCUCUCGCUGAUUUCGGUGACCGGCGAGCGGAAGAACGCUAGCGAGGUUCGCCUACGGUCUUUUCACCACGGGGGGAGUUCCGAUGUCUAGAUCGAAGCCGGGUGUCCAGUCCGGCCGUCGCCUUCCGACGCACUCCGAGAGGGUUCCCCCAUCGGCCGGCGGUACUCGAUUUGGACUCGCGCCUUUUGCGAAAGAUCGAGACAAACUACCGGAAGGUUCUUUCGACGCCUCGGUGGGGGUAAGCUUUUGCUAGCCCAAUCUUGGUUCAAUCUUGAUGUUUUUCCUUCCCGUAUUUUCCGACUCCCUAGUAGUCUUUCUGAGUUCAAAUCAUGGAGAGAUAGGCUCGAUCCUCUGUAUGGGGCACAAUGGCAAUCCUGGGGCAUUCGAUAUAUGCUGUCGGUAUGUACUGAUUUUGUCCCUAGCGAGCAUCAUAUGAUCAAAUCCCUUUUGUGCUUUUGGAGCCCUUGUAUAAAUGCGUUUGUGCUCCCUUUCGGAAUUGUGGCCCCAACUGUAUUGGAUGUGGUUGCAAUCUUGGGCCUUUCAUCGAAAGGAAUAGAACUCCCUUUAUCUCCCUCGCACAAUUCCGAUCGAUUGUCCAUUCCCGUUGCUUAUGACAGUAACACCACCGUGGGUCAAUUCAUUGCAUCGAAUAUGCUUUCUGGCCCCGUCGAAUCUCUAGAACACAAUGCUUUCCUGAUGUCUUGGUUGAGCAAGUAUUUUGUUUGUUAUGCGUUGAAGGGGUUUGUUCGGGAGGUGGAACCGAUUGUACACAUACUCACGUCUGGGGCGGAGAUAGACUUGGCUUCGUAUUUUUUUAUGGCUGUUAUACCGUGGGAUAAACGAGUUCUUGGAAAAACUUUCUGUCUCUUCUUCCCGCGAGCCAAUCGGAGCGGGUCCUCUAUGGUUUCUUGAAUUAUGGGUGCGGAUGUAUUUCCCACAUUUGAUCAGCCCGCGUCCUGAAUUUCCCUCUCCACUGGUCAUACCUUUAGGUCUUCAUUUGGCCUUGUGUGCCCCUUUUCCGGGUGAUCUUCAUUCGCUCACUCACUCCCUUUUGCAUGAGACUAAUCGGCCUCCGGCCGAUUUUAGCCCUUUAUCAGGUUUUCUCUCAUCUCGUGACAUCUCCGUGAGUUGGAACAAAUGUCUUACUGCUCGCAUCUUAAUUGGGGGGUUAUCGGUAGCCUCUCGAUAUAACCCCAUACUAGGAGAAGUUUAUCAACCCCAGUAUUGCGCACGCCAGUUCGGCCUGGUCCAGACAAUUCCCCUUUUUGGUUUUUUUUUGCCGCCCCCUCUCUCUGCGGGUCAGGCGUUGGGAUCGUCUCUCCUUGAUGACUGGCGUACUUACAUCCGCGAUAUAGAAGAACUGCCACACUCGCCCCAUGCUUUUAAUCCGAACACGCUGCCUUCCUUCGAUGACUGGUGGGCUGAGUUUUUAGUCCAUUCGAACGCGGCGGCUCUUCAGCAGUCCCUGACCGAUCCGGAUAACCAGCAUUCGGGUAGCGAGGAUCCUCCCGAUGCAGCUUCUGAUGAGGUGGAGGAGGUUUUAAUAUCUUCGGCCACAGGUACCCCUCCCGCGACGGAUGCCCUAUCUAUGCCACUUUUGGCCAUUCGCCGUUCUCGAAGAUUGAUAUCGAAACCUGCCACGACCAAACCACGGCCGAAGCGCCCUGCCAAACGGCCAGCUCCAUCGCCACCCUUUCAGACUCUUCCCAAGAGAACUGCUUCCGUAUCCUCUGUUGUUCCCACCGAAGAUUCUCCUUCCUGGACAUCUCCAGAUCAUGUAUACAUUACUUUUCCCUUUCUCCGUAAGAAUGUAUUUCUGAUGACUUUUCUUGGCAGGUUCUGCACGCGGGGACAGGUUUCGAGACUGUCGCCAAGUCGCCUAAAAGAUCAGCUUCUCCCUCGCCAUCUUUCCCGGUCCUGCGAGGGGUUACUACUCCGGGAGGGUCGGUUUAUUCGGCCCGGGUUCGCUCUCCAGCUUCCCCCGGCCUGAGCUUGCCCUGCCGUCUCUUUCUCCGUCGACUCCAUUGGCCCUGAAGGUUGUUCUCACCGACGUAGAGGCGUAUUUCGCUCAAAACCUUGUUGCCGAAGCUUCUGCCCCAGUCAAUAUUGAAUGCCCAGAUCCCUUUAGUGGAUAUCAAUCGGCUCUACCGGAGGACUCAGCCAUCUUAGACAACCUGCAAGCAUCCGUUCUAACAGCAGUUGCUCCGUUGUCGCUGGGCCUGCCGCGUCGCCAACAGCUAGAGGAUCUUGCCGAUUACCUGGGCGAGAUUUCUGGUCGCCUGAAGAUGCUGCAAAGUGUUUGAGGCAUGAAUGAUAACAAACUCAAAGAGUUAGCAGCCCUGGAGACAGAGAAGGCGGCUUGCGCUCGGAGUUUCCUAGCCGAAAAACAACAUGCCAAUGACGAAACAGCAUAUGUAGAAGGUCUCUACGCCGAGGAAAAAGCUUUACGUUUGGAAUUAAGCAGGAUAGAAGGACGUCUAAGAGAGAUCCCGCUGGAAAUAGCGCGGGUAACUGCAAGUCUCGCUUCCAGGACCACCCGUAGGAUGGAGAUGUAUGAUCGUGCAAGGGCGUUGGACGAACCUUUAUCUGGGCUCUACGAUAAAAGGCUUAUUUUUUAGAAGAACCUUAAACGGGCGGAUAGGGGUUUAGAGGAGUUGCGUCUCCUCUGGCCGAGUGUGACAGCUUCAUGGGCUUCUUUGCGCCCAGGGACUUCAGAACCCGCCGGUCGCUUUCCUCCCAUGCGGGUCGCUGUAGCUGGGGAUUCGUAUGUCACCGGGACGGCGUCUAAUCCACCAGUCUCAAGUGCGUCUGCCGCGAGUAUUGGGCUCGUUGAUGUUCGCAUUGCGCACGAUGCAGACUCGGGUGACUCCCCUACAAGCUAGUAAUUUAGCUCAUGUUUGUGUAAUUUUCGACUUGAAUCUGUCCCUCCCCUUUUGUUUUUGUAUCCCCUUGUGACAGUGGUCUACGGAUGGUGAAAGGGUCUGUUUUGCCUGUGAAUCAACCAUCUUGUUAAUAAGGGAUUCACCUUCUAUUCUAGAUCCCAGACGGACGGAUAGAACCGCUUAAGAUAUUUGCCGUUAAUGACCGUUUUCGACUUUUUCCCUUCGGGUUCCAUUAAUCGGUAUGCUCCCCCAGUUGUCUUGGCCGAUACGAUGAAUGGCCCUUCCCACGACGGUGACCAUUUUCCUAAUUUCGGAUCCUUUGGUCCAAAUGGAAGAAUGGCCUUCCAAACCAUAUCACCCUCCUGGAAGGUCUGAGAUUUAACAUGCCUUUGGAAGGCCCUUUCCGCUUUUUUCUUCUGACUUCGUAUAUGUUCGAGUGCUUGCAAUCUUUCUUCGGGCAGAACGUCAAGCUCCUGUAGUAACAUUCGAUCAUUUUCCUCUAUAGCGAAUCCGUUUGCUUACAGAAUCUGGAGGGAUGGUACCGUAAUUUCCAGCGGGAGUACAGCGUCAUGUCCGUAAGUCAGGCGGUAGGGGGUGCUACCAGUCACUGAUGAUUUGGCGUUCCGGUAUGCCCAGAGCGCUUCGUCCAACGUAUCGUGCCAACUUCGUGGGUUAUCCUCUAACACCUUUCUGAUGAUCAAAAUUAACGCCUUAUUCGUCGCCUCGGCCUGCCCGUUAGCUUGCGGGUAGUAGGGAGACGAAUGGAGCAAUUGAAUUCCGUACUGAGCCAUAAAUGCUUUGACUUUCGCCCCCAUGAGCGCUGUACCUUGAUCGGUAGUGAUAGUUUUGGGAAUAGCCGAACCUGUGGAUAAUAUUUACUCUGAUAAAGCGUAUGAUGUGGCUUUGCUGCACUUUGACGAGUGGUAUGGCCUCUGCCCAUUUUGUGAAGUAGUCGGUGGCCACAAGAAUGAACGAAUGCCCCUUAAAAGACGAGGGGUGGAUUUUUCCAAUUACAUCCAUCGCCCAGCCCAAGAAAGGCCAGGGCUUAACGAUCGAAUGGAGUUCUUCCACGGGGAUCUUCCGGAGGGGUCCAUGGCGUUGACAGGCUGGGCAUCCGCGUGCGUAAUCGAUGCAAUCCUGCGAUAUCCGCGGCCAAAAAUAGCCAUAGCGAAGUAUCGUCCAUCUCAUCGUAGGUCCGGCCCUAUGUGCGCCUCCAAUACCCUCAUGAACUUCAGCCAUGACCUUCCGUGCUUCUUCGCACCCUAAGCAGCGCGUCAGCGUCCCGUCCGACCUUCGUCGAUAUAGUUCUCCAUCGAUUUGAGUGUAUUUUGUGAGCUGAUAUCGCUCAACCUUUGUCGUGGCCUUCCUGGGGUCAGCUAGCCCUUCCAGCAAGGGAGUUUUCCAAUCCGGACUUGGCCUAUCGAUCUGUGAACAUUCGACUUCUCGAGGCAUGCGUUCCCUUCUGAAACCGGACGCCCACUGUGCCAAGUCGUUUGCUUCCGCAUUUUCAUCUCGGGGUAUAUCUUCUAACACUACGUCUGUGAGCUGCUGCAAUAGACUAUGGACUUUGCGAAGAAGGAUCUGAAGCUGCGGAUCUUUACACUUGAAUUCUUUAAAGGCCUGUCGGACAACUAAUUGAGAAUCCCCGCGGAUGACUACCUUCCUGACUUUUCGGGCUACGAGGAAGCGUAAAGCCAACAGUAAAGCUUCAUAUUCAACUGCCCAUACUUCUGACAUUCCUGGCAACCUUUGGCGAAUUGUAUACAAUCUUCAAAAAUCUUUGGCCAAAAGAAACCCAAAUGAUGGAUAGCCCAUCUCAUAUUUAAACCUACCCGAUGAGCUCCACAAAUUCCACUGUGUACUUCUGUCAUCACCUCCAAAGCCUGUUUGGACCCCAAACAUUUUAGGAGUAAUCCUUCGAAUGUUCUUUUGUAUAUUACUCCUUCUAACAAUUGAAAUCGUAACGCUUCAACCGUAUUCCAAUCGGUACAUUCACUCCUGAAUCUUGUAGAUACUUGAUAAUUUCUGUCCUCCAGUCAGUCCCAGUUUUUAUUUCAGGGCCGACCUCUGCACACAUAUCUCUUGGGAUUCUUUUACAAGCUUUUUGAGCUAAUUCUUCUGCAAAUUGAUUUUCCCUUCUAGGGAUGAACUCAAUUAUCACUUCGGAGAUCUUUGAUAGCAACCGACCUACCACAUCUCUGUACCUGCGUAGAUGGAGAUAAUUGCAAACAUAUUGUUUGCUUACUUGGUUGAUUACCAAUUGAGAAUCCCCUCUUAUGAUCACCGAUUGAACUUUCCUGGCUAUCAAGGCUUCUAAUCCCAAGAUUAAAGCCUCAUACUCUGCUGAAUUAUGGGUCAUGGCUUCUAAUUGCAACUGCAAUUUGACCCUUUGACCAUCUGGUACCUCCAACAAAACACUUGCACCCGAUCUGUUUCCUGAGGUAGAACCAUAAAAAAACAUUAACCAAUUUCGGGUACUUACAUAAGAUAUGUAUCUGGUCGGUUCCUAUUCAUAGCCUGCAAAGUCUGCCAAAAAAUCUGUUAUUGCUUAGCCUUUCACCGCCCUCAGGGGAGAAUGAUACAAAUCGAAAGGAGCUAAUUUAAUGGCCCAUUUCAUAAGUCUGCCCUGCAUAGUAGGUCUUUGCAAAAUUAACUUGAUGAGAUCAAUCCUUGAAAUAACCUCAAUUCUCCUGGGCAACAUAUAAUGCUCGAGUUUAGUGCAUGCAAAAACCAAUGAAUAACACAUUUUUUCUGGCAUAGUAUAAUUUAAUUCUGGUCCUGUGAGAGUCUUGCUCAAAUAAUAAAUUGCCCUUUCCUUUCCAUCAUCUCCAUCUUGUACUAAAAAGCAACUGACCACUUCAUAUGUAUUUGCAAAAUAAAGUUUGAGGGGCCGACCUUCCUUGGGAGGCAUCAACACGGGUGGUUGAGUCAAUGAUUGCUUUAUAGCUUCUAAAGCUGUCUGUUGGUCUGGUCCCCACUCAAAGGCGCUUCCUCCUACUUUCAAUAAUUUAGUGAUUGGUCUGACCAUGCCAGCAGCAUUAGAAAUAAACCGUCUAAGGUAAUUUACCUUCCCCAAGAGACUUUGAAAUUCCUUAACCGUCUUGGGCGGUCGGCUGGCAAAAAUUGCCUUGGCUUUAUUAGCAUCGAUCUCAAUUCCCCUUUUAUGAACCAAGAAUCCCAAGAAACUCCCGGCUGAGAUACCGAAAGCACACUUAGUCGGGUUCAUCUUCAAUUUGUACUUCUUCAUCCGACUGAAAGCUUCUUUAAGAUCUUUCAAAUGUUCCUCAAAACUGGAAGAUUUACCAAUGAGAUCAUGAAAAAUUGAAUUCAUGGCCCUAUGAUAAGUCGCCCCUGCAUUCUUCAAACCAAAAGGCAUAACUGUCCACUCAUAAAUACCUAGAGCUCCUGGACAUCUAAAUGUUGUCUUGUGAAUGUCUUCUUCUGCCAAAAAGAUUUGGUUAUAUCCUGCAUAACCAUCCAUCAAA
This is a messenger RNA of Andrographis paniculata, 6614 nucleotides long. RefSeq lists its product as uncharacterized. Bases 1173 to 2237 code for a protein of 354 amino acids. The record is from RefSeq and is a predicted model, not a curated record. The transcript has 4 exons. NCBI's taxonomy places the organism in Eukaryota, Viridiplantae, Streptophyta, Magnoliopsida, Lamiales, Acanthaceae.